Alosa sapidissima (American shad) is the source of this 2387-nucleotide messenger RNA. It is a transcript of the gene mtmr6, whose product is annotated as myotubularin related protein 6. The coding region runs from base 304 to 2262 and encodes 652 amino acids. Gene Ontology annotation, cellular component: nuclear envelope. NCBI's taxonomy places the organism in Eukaryota, Metazoa, Chordata, Actinopteri, Clupeiformes, Clupeidae. The transcript is spliced from 14 exons. Gene Ontology annotation, biological process: dephosphorylation. Gene Ontology annotation, molecular function: phosphatidylinositol-3,5-bisphosphate phosphatase activity. The record is from RefSeq and is a predicted model, not a curated record.
ACCAAAGUGCUAACAAACUGCCCUUGAUGGAGUCAAAAAAAUACAAGAUCCAACAUGCAUCUCGUGUUUUUGUCGUCUGUACGUGGCGGUAGGAUUCUGGGAACGCCCAAGUAGGAAGCUGAGAGCUGCUGCUGCUGCAAACGGGUUAGCAAUCAAACCGAUGUUGACAACGAAUGUGGCUACAAUCUUGGAUUAUACUAUUUUUUCCGUCGUAGCAUCUGUUCACCUGAUGCGCGAACGUAUAUCUUAACACCAUCUACUCAUCUGUUGCAUGUACUGUGUUUGUACUGUUGCACUAGCACUAUGGAGCAUAUCCGAACACCAAAGGUCGAACAGGUGAAGUUGCUGGACCGUUUUAGUAACAAGACGGUCACCGGCACGCUACACCUGACAGCCACCCAUCUCAUCUUUGUGGAGAGCAACUCGACCAGCGCACAGGAGAUAUGGAUCCUGCACCACCACAUCGCCUCAGUGGAGAAGCUCCCGCUGACCACCACCGGCUGUCCGCUGGUCAUCCAGUGCCGGAACUUCCGCCUGGUGCACUUCGUGGUGCCGCGGGAGAGGGAUUGCCACGACGUCUACAGCUCGCUGCUCAGGCUACUGCGGCCAGCGUCCUAUGACGAGCUGUACGCCUUCUCCUACAACCCCAAGCAGAAUGACCAGCAGAGAGGGGAGGGGUGGCAGCUCGUUGACCUGGGCACAGAGUUCGAGCGCAUGGGCGUGCCGUGCGACCAGUGGCAGCUGACCGACGCCAACAGAGAGUACAAGGUGUGUGAUACAUAUCCCAGAGACUUGUACGUGCCCAUCACUGCCAGUAAGCCUAUCAUCGUGGGCAGCUCCAAGUUCCGGAGCAAAGGCCGAUUCCCUGUCCUCACCUACUUCUACCAGGAGAAAAAGUCAGCCAUGUGUCGGUGCAGUCAGCCCCUCUCUGGCUUCAGUGCGCGCUGCCUGGAAGACGAGCACAUGCUUCAGGCCAUCAGCAAAGCCAAUCACAACAGCAGCAGGUUCAUCUACGUGGUGGACACAAGGCCCAAGCUGAAUGCUCUGGCCAACCGAGCCGCAGGGAAAGGCUACGAGAACGAGGACAACUACUCGAACAUCCGCUUCCAGUUUGUGGGCAUUGAAAACAUCCACAUCAUGAGAGCCAGUCUUCAGAAGCUGCUCGAAGUGGUGGGAACACGCUCUCUCUCUGCCACGGAGUAUCUAGUGGGGAUUGAGAGUUCGGGCUGGCUGAGGCAUAUCAAGGCCAUUGUGGACGCUGCCAUCUUCCUCAUGAAGGCUAUGACAGUAGAGGGCGCCAGCGUGCUGGUCCACUGUUCAGAUGGCUGGGAUCGCACGUCCCAAGUGUGCUCCUUAGGGGCUUUGCUGAUGGAUCCAUACUACCGCACCAUCAAGGGCUUUAUGGUACUGAUUGAGAAAGACUGGAUCUCCUUCGGACACAAAUUUGCUGACAGGUGUGACCAGCUAGACGGGGACCCGAAGGAGGUGUCCCCGGUCUUCACCCAGUUCCUGGAGUGUGUGUGGCAGCUGAUGGAGCAGUUCCCGCAGGCCUUCCAGUUCAGCGAGUGGUUCCUCAUCCAGAUCCACGAGCACGUUCACUCUUGCCAGUUCGGCAACUUCCUGGGCAACUGCCAACGCCAGAGGGAGGAUCUCCAUCUGAAGGAGAAGACACACUCUCUGUGGGCGCACCUGUUGGCUGAGCAGCAGAACUACCUGAACCCGUUAUACGACCCCACCUUAGCAGAGACGCAGCCAGUGCUGGAGCCCUCCACCCAGCCGUUCCACUUCAAGUUCUGGAGGAACAUGUACCAUCAGUUUGACCGCUCCAUGCACCCGCGGCAGUCCAUCCUGAAGCAGGUACUGACGCUGAGAGAGAGCAGUCGGGAGCUGGAGAACACCAUCCGUAGCCUGGAGUCGAAGCUACAGACGUAUGGGGUGAGUGUGUCCCCAGUGGCGGUACGAGUGACCCGUCGUGAGCGCACGCUGCCCGCUCGGCCGCGCUCCCUCAUCCUGGGCGCCCCGCUCAGCUGCAAGGAGGCGCAGCAGCAGCAGCUGGACGACGAGCCCGUCGUGGAGGCCGAGGAGGCGCGAGAGGCGGAGGAGGACGAUGGUGGAGGGCUGGCCCGCAGCUGCGGCACUCGGACAGUAGAGGGCAGCAGCGCUACGGAGAACGGCUACGCGGAGCUGGACGAGGCGUUCAGCGGCAAGCCCAAGCCGGCCGUGGUCAGCCUGGAGUUUGGGGUGGCGCGCAUGACCUGCUGAGCCGGGCGAAGGAGCAGAGAUGGCGUCAAAUGGACAGGAGGAAUGGACUGGGUGGGGGGUGCCUUGUAGAUAUACGCGGGGAGGGGAAAUAAGGUCUGUGUGUGUGUGUGUGUGUGUGUGUGUGU